Molecule: messenger RNA, 906 nt
Organism: Panicum virgatum (switchgrass)
Lineage: Eukaryota; Viridiplantae; Streptophyta; Magnoliopsida; Poales; Poaceae
Exons: 6
Coding region: 106-567 (153 amino acids)
Source: RefSeq, a predicted model, not a curated record
CCUUUGGCUGCUGCGGACCGGUGACAGGCGGACAGGCGGACGCAUCCUCUUCCCCUCCCGCGAGCUCGAGGCGGAUCGCUCCGAUCGAUCCGUGCCGCGGGCGCCAUGGCCGCCGCGGGGGACGCCGCGCGGUGCCCCGAGAUCCCCCGGCGGUGCCACCACUGCGCCGGGCCGCUCUCCAAGGACAUGGAAACAAGCAGCUGGACGGUGUCUCCAAUGGUUCGAGAUAGCUUCUCCAUGAUUGGUUCCGCUGUUGGGGGUAUAGCAGCAGCAUUUUAUGGCUUCAACCACACUAUGCCUGUUGUUCGACGUUACAUAAAGGGGCCAAUGUGGAUGCAUUUUCUUGUUGGUGCACCCCCAGUUAUUGUUUUCUCUUCUGCAUGUGCUGGAUUAGCAGGUGGUACAAUACCAGCAGCUGCACAGCUGGUUUCAUCAUCCUAUCAUGCUGCCAUGUCAUCACCCUCCUCUGCCUGCUCUUCUCCACAUACAGCCAUGGCAUCACAGUCCUUUGCCCGCCCUGCCUCUCAUGAUGACAUGCACAAGGCAAGAAGCUCCUCGCCAUUGUAACUUGCCUGCCUUGAGAAACUAUCAUCUUGAUUAUGCAAGACGAGGGGAACCCUCUAUACCAUGAAUGUGUUUACCACUUCUCGCCGGUUCAAUGAGGGACCUUUUUGUAAAUGGUAUUUUUGCUCCAGGAUACUAUGUAUGCCCUGUUCAUAAAUUUUGGUAUUUAUCUUUAUCUCGAUGUAUAGCUUAUGGCCUCGGGCCAAGAUUUGUGGUCCAAUAAUUCUCGAACUGUCGUGACCAGCUUAUGCUCACCUGAGGUUGUUUUCAUAUAUUCCAACACUCGAACAUAUUCAUUUGCUCAAUUCUAGUUUGGCUUGAUUCAAUUUUGACAAGUCAGAA